This is a messenger RNA of Galleria mellonella (greater wax moth), 3067 nucleotides long. It is a transcript of the gene hig, whose product is annotated as locomotion-related protein Hikaru genki. The record is from RefSeq and is a predicted model, not a curated record. Lineage: Eukaryota; Metazoa; Arthropoda; Insecta; Lepidoptera; Pyralidae.
CGAUUUUGACAUUUCCUCAAAUAGUUAUGUGCUUUGAACUACCUAAAUAAUAUUUACAAUUUUAGUUAUAAUAUUUCAAUUUAGUGCCUGUAAAAUAAAUACAAUACUAUUGAAUUUAUAAAUCCAUCCUAUACAUCUGAGACAUACUCUUUUUCUAUAUCAAGUACCUAAUACCAGUACUUUUGUUCGUUGUAGUUAUGUUUACAUUUUAGGUUUACAUAUUGUAAUUUGCUUUUAAUUUGUUCUAAAUAAAUAAUGAAUGAUUCGGUACAAAAAUGUUGAAAUGAACACUACAAUACUAUUUGGUAAACAACGCAGCGAAAUGUCUUUCAAUAAGGUGUUUUUUCUAUUUAUAAUUGAAAUAAUUAUACCAUUUAGUAUUUGUGAUAGUGAAGAAAACACGACAUUUCCGCAAGACGAUUUUAAAUGUUCCUUGCCCGAUGUUACCAGUAUUGACGUUAAUUUAGACAUAACAAGGUUUAGAUCGGAUUUUUCUAAAAUAUCAGAGGUGAAAUUUCCUGGACUUAUUGGUCCAUUAAAUGAGAGGUUGAUAUGCAAGAUCAAAUGUAUAGAUGGUAAUUGGGUUGGUCCACUCUGUUCUAGUACACCAGACGGCAGAUUCCAACCCGUGUUGAGAGAAUGUCUUUAUAAAAAUGACCAUCCACGUUUGUCGAUAUCUUUCAAAAAUUCGUCUAUUGAUAAAGACACCCACUUUCCCCACGGUUCAACAAUUGUGGCGAGAUGUAAACAUUAUGGGCUGUACAAACUGAAAGGCGAGAGUUUACUGCGCUGUGAGAAUGGAGAAUGGACUCCGAAAAUACCAGAAUGUGUGCCGACAACUGUUGUUACUAAUUUCACGGGCGACGCCCCACCCACUAUACAAUACACAGUGGUCAGUGGAUCAGCGGUUGUGGAGCCAUCUGGCGAAUUGUUCGUAUACCCCGACAGUACAGUGCGUCUCGACUGCGUCUCCCCCCGUGCAUUGGGUGAUCCCGACUGGAGUUGGACACAGGCGCUGGGUCAACAUAAUGCUGUGUGGUCUCCAGACGAAGGAGAGAAAGAGACGCAUUACCGGCUGACACUAUCCAAGAUGUCGGCGAGGCACAGCGAUCAGUACACUUGCACAUCGCCAGGCGGUCACACAAACACUGUUCUCAUUAAAGUUGUUAAUAUAGUGUGUCCCCAAAUUAAUGUAUCUUCGGCACGGGUACGUCAAUUCGCCCAGGGCACGCGACUGGGUCAUUCAAUACAUUUUAGCUGCCAGCCAGGGUUCCAUCUUAACGGCUCCUCUAUUCUCACCUGCAUGGGCGAUGGCCGCUGGUCGUCUCUUCCACCGACGUGCGUGGAGACUUUCUGCCCGAUGCUGAACACGCUCGGGCCGCAUUUAAGCGUGGUCGAGUACAAUUCCUCGUACGGAGGUCGGGCUGUGUUCCAGUGUGCCUGGGGCUACCGGUUGGUUGGCACGCCGGGUCUUGAAUGCGAACUAGAUGGGAGGUGGUCCGGGGAGACACCGCAUUGUACACCUAUCUACUGCCCAGACCCGCUGGUUCCUGAAAAGGGUAAAUUAUUGACAGAGGCGAUGACGAAACGCAGUAAAUAUCCAGUGGGCGAUCUAAUGAUAUAUUCCUGCGAAGACGGCUACGAAAUUGUCGGCGAAUCAUCAAUAGUUUGCACCGAAAAUGGUUUCUGGUCACAUCCACCCCUCUGUCUACCCCCAGCGGAGAUUAAGAAAACCGACACGAUAUACAUAGAAAAUACUACGCUUGUACAUUUUGAGGAUUAACUCGCAAACAGUACUCGAUAUAGUAAUGUUGCCGCUUCAAAAAAUAUAUUUCCCUCCCUUUGUAACAGUAAUCACACUCAAUUUUACUGCCAUAGCUAAUUUUUCUUAUCUGUGUAUACACUAGGUAUGAUACUUUUCAUUUUUUAUUCCUUUUGUUCCUACAUAUAGGGUAUCACUUUCUAACAGAUAAGCUGUUCGUAUUAUAUAUAAGUUGAGAUAUUGGAAUCAACAAUAUUGCCAUGCUAGGAUUUUAUUCGAGAAAAUUGGAUGAAAAAAAAUAUGUUGAUUAUGUAACAUUGGUUAAAUUAAUUUUUUCCGAACCACUCCGACCGCGCGCUGGCAUUUUACGAAGUGGUUGGUCCUUUGCCUCGUACCUAAUAAUUAUUACCACCAUAAUACUUCUCUAAUAACACUGCUUAUAACUUCACCUUAUUAAUCGAUUUCAACACAGUUAUUAUAGUUUACAUUCUUGUAAUAUUUAAUAAAUGAAACAUAUUUGUAUGUGUGUGUGAUGUUUACAUGAUUGUCAAGUAAAGACAUAUCUAAAUAUGAUCCUGCAUGUAAUAAGUGUAUAAUCUAAGACUUGUUAUUCUUAGAUUUAUUAAAAAUCUAUUUCAGGGUGCUUGGUGUGAGAUUUAAAAAGCUUUACUUUACGACCGAUAAGUUUGUAUUGUAACGAUAUUUUUUAUAGUGUAAACUCACACUGAACGCAAUUAUUUUAACGUAUUAAAUAUUUUUAUUUUCUUGCUUUAAUUUGUACUCCAUGAGAUUAUCAUGUUUAUAAUGUAAUUAAAUUUCUUAAAUACUAUACUAGCCUGCUUCGAAUUCGCAGUCUUUUUUAAAACUAAAUACAGCCUCUUUUACUCGUUAAUAAUAUAGCUUAAGUGAAAGAAAUUUUAAAAUCAAUUGAGUUCUUUGAAACAGAUUUUUUUGAGUUUGAAUUAAAAAUAAAAUAAAAAAAAUCUUUCCUCUUUAAAUAUUAGUUUAGAAAACAUUGUAACAUGUAAUAGAUAAGAAUGGUAUGUACCUGCAUGAAAUCAAAUUUGUGGUUUCCUAAAUGAGAUGUGAUGUGAUCUUUGUUCGUCGUGUACCUAAAUGUAGAUAUAAAUACUAUAACGUAUUUAACAUUUAUUUAAUUAAAAUAUACUCGAAUGAUUAUUACACAGUAUUAUACCAAUGAUUUCUAGGAAUAAGUAAUAUUUAUUCUUAUAGUAUUAUGUACCUACUGAGUAUAUUUAUUUAAAUUAUUAUGUAAUUAAAAAUUGUUAUUGAAAUAAAUUGUUG